Molecule: messenger RNA, 1131 nt
Organism: Dreissena polymorpha
Lineage: Eukaryota; Metazoa; Mollusca; Bivalvia; Myida; Dreissenidae
Exons: 2
Coding region: 24-389 (121 amino acids)
Source: RefSeq, a predicted model, not a curated record
AAGCUUGAAGUCUGAAAACAUCAAUGACAAAUGCGCAGGCUGCAGCAAUAUCCAAACGUGAAGCGGCUUUAGUGUCGGCUAUGACUAAUUUGUACUUUGCUGCACAACAUACUCUCGCAUCAUCGCUGGUUCCAGACCUGAACAGAUUGUGUGUCUUGCAGGGUGCAACCCAGCACAAUGACCUUCGAGUUGACAGCAACACGUCAUAUGAACACAGCUCCAGUGUGUCGGAAUUUCAAAACUGUAUGGCAGACGUUCUGAGGAGUGAUCUUCUCCAGAAGAUACAGACAUCAUGCAAGUACAGUACCUUGAUCGAUGAGAGUACAGACAUUUCAGUGAAGCGAAAUUUAGAGACCUAUGUUAGACUUUUGGAAACUGAUGAGUUUUGAAUGGCUUUGCCACAUUCUUACUUUUUAGGUGUGGCUGAACUUCAAAGAGCAAAUGCAGAGAGCAUAUAUGAGAAUGUAGUUAAUUUUUCUUGGUAGAAAGGGAAUCGACAUUCAACAUCUCUGAGAAAUUCUAUUAAAAUUGAAAACUUUAAGAACUUGUUGAAUUUGUCCAUAGGCAGCCCACCAAUGGACAAGUUUGAUUUCAAGAUUUGGGCUGGAUUGAAGUUGAGGCGGAUUAUGGCCUGCUAAAAUGUAUUUUCAGGAUAUCAUGUUCUCAUGUAAUGUAAAUUUAUCAUGUGCUUAUUUUAUGAACAUGUGCUUGAGUUAUGUGUGUAUAUCUAUACAUGUUUUGUUGUACUUUUGUUAUGCCUCGCCAAAGGCGGUGGGAUAUUGUUUUGGCGUUGUCCGUCCGUCCGGCACUUUUGCGUCCGGAGCCAUAUCUUAAAAGUGCUUUGGCCGAUUUCAUUGAAACUUGGUAUGAGUAUAUAUAUAUAUGAAUAAGACGAUGAUGCACGCUAAAUGGCAUUGAACACCAUUUGUUAAUAACGGAGUUAUGGUCCUUUGUAUCUUGAAAAAAUGCUUACAUCUGUGACAAAGGUCUAGUUUGGCGGGGGAUAUCAAUUCAACGAAUUUGCUUGUUUUUUAUGUUAUGCACACAUGAUGUGGAUUAUGGCCUUCUGCUAAAAUGUAUGUUCAUGAUAUCAUGUGUCCAUGUAAUGUAAAUUUAUUAUAUGCUUAUGUU